Falco peregrinus (peregrine falcon) is the source of this 2750-nucleotide messenger RNA. RefSeq names its product speckle type BTB/POZ protein (gene SPOP). Gene Ontology annotation, molecular function: ubiquitin protein ligase binding. The coding region runs from base 544 to 1668 and encodes 374 amino acids. The record is from RefSeq and is a predicted model, not a curated record. The transcript has 12 exons. Gene Ontology annotation, cellular component: cytoplasm; nucleus. Lineage: Eukaryota; Metazoa; Chordata; Aves; Falconiformes; Falconidae. Gene Ontology annotation, biological process: regulation of proteolysis; proteasome-mediated ubiquitin-dependent protein catabolic process.
CGGGGGGGAGCGCUGGGAACGGCCAUAUCCUGCCCGUUCGUCAGCGCGGCGCCUGCGCAGAGCGCUGCUGCGGGGACUUGCGGAAUAAGCGGAAUAACGAGCCUCUGCAUCUGCUUGGGGGGACUCGGAGGAGGAAGACAUGCUGCUAGAUAGUGAGCUCCAGCUGCUGGUGUUCGCCUAGAGGGGCUGGCUGCGGAACGGGGGCCAGAGUCCGGGGGCGCUAUCCCCACCCGCCGCACCUGCCUGGGCCAGGGCUUCUCGGGCGCUCAGCCUGUCUCGGAGCGGGGCUUCCACCGGCCGUAGGAGUCACUCGCGGGGCCCGGAGGACUGAAAAGAUGCAGAACCACUGACUGUGUAGCAAAUGCCUGGAAAAGACUUGAGAGUUCAUUUUUAUACAGUCAGAGAGAAGACUGAACAAAGUAACUUUGAAAAUUAAGGACUCUUCCUGCCUGUAAAAACAAGUGUCUGAGAAGCGUUACCUGGGUGAAGAUUAUAUAUUUCUUCUGCUGAGUUGUGAAAUUCUGUUUAAUCUUCAAACUGGCGAUGUCAAGGGUGCCGAGUCCUCCUCCUCCGGCAGAAAUGUCGAGUGGACCUGUAGCAGAGAGCUGGUGCUACACUCAGAUCAAGGUGGUGAAGUUUUCCUACAUGUGGACCAUAAACAACUUUAGCUUCUGCCGAGAAGAAAUGGGUGAGGUCAUCAAAAGCUCAACAUUUUCAUCUGGAGCCAAUGAUAAGCUCAAAUGGUGUUUACGUGUGAACCCUAAAGGCUUGGAUGAAGAAAGUAAAGAUUAUCUAUCCCUUUAUCUGUUGCUGGUGAGCUGUCCAAAAAGUGAAGUUCGAGCAAAGUUCAAAUUCUCCAUCCUGAAUGCUAAAGGAGAAGAAACAAAAGCAAUGGAGAGCCAGCGAGCAUAUCGAUUUGUACAAGGCAAGGACUGGGGGUUCAAAAAAUUUAUUAGAAGAGACUUUCUUUUGGAUGAGGCCAAUGGACUUCUUCCAGAUGACAAACUCACUCUCUUCUGCGAGGUGAGCGUGGUACAGGACUCUGUCAAUAUCUCUGGCCAGAACACUAUGAACAUGGUGAAGGUACCAGAGUGCCGCUUGGCAGAUGAGUUGGGAGGACUCUGGGAGAAUUCACGCUUCACGGACUGCUGCCUGUGUGUUGCGGGCCAGGAGUUCCAGGCUCACAAAGCCAUACUGGCAGCACGUUCCCCAGUUUUCAGCGCCAUGUUUGAGCAUGAGAUGGAGGAGAGUAAAAAGAAUCGGGUUGAAAUCAAUGAUGUGGAGCCCGAAGUUUUUAAGGAAAUGAUGUGCUUUAUUUACACGGGGAAGGCACCAAAUCUUGACAAAAUGGCCGAUGACUUGCUGGCAGCUGCUGACAAGUAUGCUCUAGAACGUCUGAAGGUGAUGUGUGAGGAUGCACUGUGCAGUAACCUGUCUGUGGAAAAUGCAGCAGAGAUCCUCAUUCUAGCUGACCUACAUAGUGCUGAUCAACUAAAAACUCAAGCAGUGGACUUCAUUAACUAUCAUGCUUCUGACGUCAUGGAGACAUCAGGCUGGAAGUCUAUGGUAGUGUCGCAUCCCCAUUUGGUGGCUGAGGCAUAUCGCUCAUUGGCUUCUGCACAGUGUCCCUUUCUGGGACCUCCACGUAAACGACUGAAGCAAUCCUAAAGUUCUGUCUGUCACACCACCCCAUGUUUUUCUGGAAGCAGCAUCAGCUGUUGCUGCUGUAACCUUGACCACCAGGUAGACAGCGAAAUCUGUGGAGCUUUUACUCUGUUGUUGGGGGGAAGAGACUGCUUCGUGACACCCAGACUUUUUAAAACAGCACCAAGUAACUUGGGGAGAGGGGGGAGGGUGGGCCUGGGGCUCUGGGGCUGUUCAACCUAAUGAAUCCCUGUCGCUGCAUCGUCUGUGUGUUCCCUUCGACUUGGCUGAGUCAAUUAAGUACAGGGUUCGGUUUAGGCACCAACCCAAGUCGGAACAACCCAGUAGUGGUACUGGGGAAGACAACAUCUCUGCGUCUGGCAGCACAGAACAAAUCGUCAGAUGCCUGGAGCAAGAGGACAUUUUAGUGUUGGAGGGUUAAAAAGAAUUUCCAGUGAGGUUCUGGAGAGGAAGUACCUGAUGGGAGCUCCAGUAGUAUUUAUGUCAAAAAAAGAGAAUUUAAGUCCUUCCAGCUGAGCUAAAAACUGGACGUUUGUGUAACUCCUUAUUGCCAUCCAGCAACAAGAAGAUCAGUUUCUCUGUUAGUAGCACUUGUAUGUUAAUUGAAAAGAAAAAAAAAAAAAAGAAAAAAAACCCUACCUUUUAUAACAUGACAGGUUGAAGUGAAAGGGGACAGCGUAAGGUUGUGUGUUCUGGAGGGUGUGAAUAGACUGAAGGCAGCCUUUGGCAAGUCUGUAUUGGUUUUGAGAGGACUAGAAAAUCCUUGAUCUGGAGCGUGCUGUCUGACAAGAACAACGGUUACUGUUUUUAGAUAUUGUGGGAAAUGUUUUUGGCAUUUUUCCCUGCUUUAUUUCCAUCCUCCCCCUUUUUAAAAAAAAAAAGAGAAAUUUUAUUGUUCAUGAACGCUGCGUUAAAAGUUCCUGUCCUGAGUUGCUAAAUGACUCUUAACUGUUUGUACCUGACUUGCCGACUGUAUAGGAGCCAGUCCUGUUCCUUUCUAUUAGUCACUCUUCUUACAGGGAAGAAGUUUCAAAAUAGCUGGUAACUUUUUUCUUUUUGAAAAUAUAAAUAAUUACUAUUUUGUA